Messenger RNA from Neopsephotus bourkii (Bourke's parrot), 971 nucleotides. It is a transcript of the gene MOB1B, whose product is annotated as MOB kinase activator 1B. Bases 370 to 894 code for a protein of 174 amino acids. Gene Ontology annotation, molecular function: protein kinase activator activity. The record is from RefSeq and is a predicted model, not a curated record. Gene Ontology annotation, biological process: hippo signaling; positive regulation of protein phosphorylation. Gene Ontology annotation, cellular component: nucleus; cytoplasm. The transcript has 7 exons. NCBI's taxonomy places the organism in Eukaryota, Metazoa, Chordata, Aves, Psittaciformes, Psittacidae.
CAGCCGGCGCCGCUCAUGCGUUUGGAGGGCGGUGGCUGGUGGUGGAGCGGGGCCGCGACCUUCCUCACGGGCCGGGCGCUUCCGACAGCGGGGACGUGGAUUUACGAGGCUUUUAGCUGAAGGCCGGAGGGACCUUCUCGGCCUGUGUGGGCAGAAGUUGCUGCCCGUAGUGCUACUUGCGGUAGAUAAGUUAAAACUGGAUCGCAUUGAUGCAGUUCUAGUGAGGAGCAGCGUUGAAAAGUUAAUUCCAGGUUCAGUGGUAGUCGCUCUUCCAAAACCUUCAAACCAAAGAAGAAUAUUCCAGAGGGCUCUCACCAGUACGAGCUGCUAAAGCAUGCGGAAGCUACUUUGGGAAGUGGAAAUCUCCGGAUGGCUGUUAUGCUUCCAGAAGGUGAAGACUUAAAUGAAUGGGUUGCAGUGAACACUGUCGACUUCUUCAACCAGAUCAAUAUGCUGUAUGGAACCAUUACAGACUUCUGCACGGAGGAGAGCUGCCCCGUGAUGUCUGCUGGCCCAAAAUAUGAGUACCACUGGGCAGAUGGGACCAACAUAAAGAAACCAAUUAAGUGCUCUGCACCAAAGUACAUUGAUUACCUGAUGACUUGGGUCCAGGAUCAGCUGGAUGAUGAAACGCUAUUUCCUUCUAAAAUAGGUGUGCCAUUCCCAAAGAAUUUCAUGUCAGUGGCAAAGACAAUUUUAAAGCGGCUCUUCAGAGUUUAUGCUCACAUUUAUCACCAGCACUUUGAUCCAGUGAUCCAGCUACAAGAAGAGGCACACCUCAACACUUCUUUCAAGCACUUUAUAUUUUUUGUUCAGGAAUUCAACCUUAUUGAUAGAAGAGAACUUGCACCUCUUCAAGAACUGAUUGAAAAACUCACCUCUAAGGACAGAUAAAAAGAAAAGGAUUUCUUGAAGUCACUUGUUUCUUUAAGCAAGCGUGUGGUAUUUGGUUUUUGUUCAUUUGUUGUUUU